AUGGCAUCAGAGUAUCGCGCAUUAGCUAGCUCGCUGAGAUCUUGGACGCGUAGAAUAUUCCGCCCGCAACAUCCGGUACUCAAACCAAUCAAGGAUUCCAUUUGGUGCUGUCUUGCCCAUCUCGAUGACUACUUCUACACCCUGUAUACGUACAACCAUCUUGUUUGCCAUGUUUGGGUCUGCUGCUGUGGCGACUGGGCGGCAAGUGAGGUAUAG
Molecule: messenger RNA, 216 nt
Organism: Peniophora sp. CBMAI 1063
Lineage: Eukaryota; Fungi; Basidiomycota; Agaricomycetes; Russulales; Peniophoraceae
Source: the annotation of a GenBank genome assembly